AUGAAAAGUUUGUAUGACAAAAAGAACAAAUCCAGAGUAGAGAAUAUCCAAAGGUGGACGAGCGCGUGUAUGUCUUCUCGCCCGGGGAAAAAGCAAGACAAACACACCCAAUUAGUAAGUCGGAACUCGGCGCUCUCUGUUAGAAUUGGGGAAAGCAGUGAACAAAUUCGACUACAUUCCGACAUUUUGGGAGUGGUGCCAAAGGAGGUAUCUGAUGGGAAAGUAGACACCGUACAGACAGAGGUCAUAGAGGCAACUAAUAGUGAUGUUUUCACUGGUGCAGUGCUGAUGAGCGCUGCCAAACGAGGGCACACAAUUUCAAUGCGUCGAUGA
Cooperia oncophora is the source of this 333-nucleotide messenger RNA. The record is from the annotation of a GenBank genome assembly. Lineage: Eukaryota; Metazoa; Nematoda; Chromadorea; Rhabditida; Trichostrongylidae.